AUGUCCGAUACGAAAGCCGAAGCCACAGGCGUGGAGGCCGCUACCCUUCCAUCGGCACCGGCGAAACGCAGUUUCGGCGCAAGGGUUGCUGCCCAUUACAAGAAGUGGUGGUGGGCACACUUGAUUGCGUUUGUGAUUGUGGUGCUGGUUGUCGUACUGCCGGUCAUCUAUGUUGGAUAUCCCAAGAUCGCGCAGCGCGAUGUCAACGACUCAACUCUCGACAUCACUAGUAUGGUCAUCAGCGAUCCAACGCCGGACUCCUUCCAACUCAACCAGACCCAAGUCAUCGGAUCCGACAGCUCCUACCACCCACAGAUCUAUGCCUUCAACGCAGCCGUUUCCCUGGCAGGCGCUGCAGCACCCUUCACCACCGUACGCGUCCCCGGUGUGAAAUCCGAGGAUGGCGCCGAGAUCGAGGUUGUGCAAAAGGUCGAUCUUUCUGACGUUGAUGCUUUUGGCGACUACGCGAAGGCUGUUAUGUUGAAUGAGGAGGUUUCGCUGAAUAUUUAUGGAGAGCCUGAAUUGCGCCAGGGCUCGUUGCCUAAGACGAAGGUUACGUAUAAUAAGACGGUUACUAUGAAAGGUCUCAAUCAGCUCAAGGGAUUCGACGUCACCGAGUUCCAUAUUUUGCUCACGACCAAGAAUGGUCGCAACAUGGACGGAACCGUUUACAUCCCUAAUCCGUCUGUCAUGACUAUUGAGAUGGGAAACCUGACUCUCGACCUCUCCGUCGCCGGAAAACCAAUGGGUCAAUCUUUCCUCGACAACCUCAUUCUGAAACCUGGCAACAACACUAUCCCCAUGACCUCCACCGUCAACCAAACCGCCAUCAUCAGCAUGCUCACCUCCAAGAGCAACCCUUAUAAGGACGGCGUAGUGCCGUUCGAUAUCACCGGUAACUCAAGUGUCUACAACGGCAAGACUUUGCCUUAUUUCACCGAGGCUCUGAGCGCGAAUAACCUGACUGUGCACUUGAAUGUUACCAAGGCGCUUGCGGAGAUUGGACUGACGAAUUUGUAA
Molecule: messenger RNA, 1020 nt
Organism: Penicillium argentinense
Lineage: Eukaryota; Fungi; Ascomycota; Eurotiomycetes; Eurotiales; Aspergillaceae
Exons: 4
Coding region: 1-1020 (339 amino acids)
Cellular component (GO): fungal-type vacuole membrane
Source: RefSeq, a predicted model, not a curated record